Anisakis simplex (herring worm) is the source of this 204-nucleotide messenger RNA. The record is from the annotation of a GenBank genome assembly. NCBI's taxonomy places the organism in Eukaryota, Metazoa, Nematoda, Chromadorea, Rhabditida, Anisakidae.
AUGAACGCGAAUCGAGAUGGUAUACAUGCAAAAUAUGAAAGAAAUUUUAGGUUUGCGGGUUGGUUGGAAGAAGCUCGCGAAAAUUUAGCACAAAUUGUACUGGAGGAAGGCCUGGAUAAUGAGCAGUGUCCUGAGUUGGUGCCUUGCAAAGAGUCAGCUGAAUCUGAACAACGUGGUGAGGAUGUGUUUCUCUUCGUAUUGUAG